CUCGAUCAUGCCAGCAUCUCCCGUGCACCACACGCGCUUCCGGCUGCCAGCCUUGACCAGCGUUCAAAAGGAGCACUUUCGUCGGCUCGCCACGGGACUGCUGGACCAGGCGGUGGAGGAAACGGAGCUCCUUUCGACGACAUUCAACAUGGACCAAGACCACAACGACUACUGGAAACACGUGCGCAGCCACCACGGCCUCAAACUGUACAAAGCCGCUAAACCAGCCAACGGCAGUCCUUCCGCAGACCUCAUGAUGACGGGUAUCGUCCAAGGCUCGCUGGACGACGUCAUGACGAGCGUGUAUGCUGACACAACCGCCAUGUUUCAAAUGCAGUCGGCACUCAGUAUGCCAAAAGAUCACCUGGACUGCGAAAUCCUCCACGCGAUCGACACCACUAGCUCGACCCAUCCCCACCACCCGUAUUACUUUCGAGGGUUGAAGUGGUGUGCGACCAACUGGCCCGGGCGCACAUUAAGCAAACCGCGCGACUUUUGCUACUUUGAAGCCACGGGCGUCAGUACAUCUAGUAUUACUACUAGUACUACCAACAACAACACCGACGACACGACCUUUGGGUACUGUCUCAUGGAAUCGUUCGACUUGGCGCACUGCCAGUCGUUGGACGCGCUCUCGAUCGUGCGAGGCAAGCUGUCCAUCCGCCACAUCUUCAAGCAGCUGCCCAUCGGAUGCGUCCUCGUCACCACACACUGCUCCAUCGACGCAUGCAUGGGCGGGCCUCUGUCUUCGUGGAUGCGCGACGGCAGCGGCAGCUCGCUGCCCCACUUGCUGGCGCUGUCCCGCGCCGCCGACAUCGCCGAGUCCGUCCGAUUGUCCAUGCAACUGCGGCAACAUGCCGGCGGGUGCCUUUCUCCGUCUCGGUCCUUUGCGGGCAUGUUCCACGGAUCGUCAUCGUCGUCCGCGUGCAGCUUGUGCCAGCGCCACCAGCGCACAAACAACAUGGCACGGAAGCGUAUCGUGGAACCGUCAUAUGGUCAGCACAUUCGCACGUCCAAGCGGCCGUUCUGCGAAGAGUGUUUGCGAACUGAUCAUCACUCGCUCACACGUCCAGAUAACAUCACUUGCACCACACAACAAGCCACACAGACCCUCCGCGAAGGCCAGCAGGUCAAUCAAGCGCUUCCGUCCCGCCGCCAUCACCAACAACAUGCAGCCGCGACGGACCUUCCGCCGACAAAGGUCGUGCCUAUGCUAGACCUUGACUACAAUUCCCACGAUGACGAGUUUGAUGAUGAUGACGGCGAGGCGUCAGUGUACAGCGGUAUUGACAUUCGGUCCACGGUGCAAUCGCAUUUUGAUAUUUAUGAGAGCGAAGACGAAGGCGAUGACGUGGAAGAAGCAGGGACGCCCAUCAUGAGGGCCAGAAGGACCCAUGCCGACCGAACGUGCUCCCAGCUCGCGCACUUGACGGCGAAAAUGGACGACACGCUGCGUCUGCUCCGACGGAAUAAGACCCACGUUGACUUUUGCCGAAGCCACGGCCGCGUCGAAGUGUUAUGACGAGAUGAAAUGCUUUAAUAUACUGGCCAUAUUUACACGGAAACAAGUCGUGAUUGC
Aphanomyces astaci is the source of this 1579-nucleotide messenger RNA. RefSeq lists its product as hypothetical. The coding region runs from base 8 to 1522 and encodes 504 amino acids. The transcript has a single exon. The record is from RefSeq and is a predicted model, not a curated record. Lineage: Eukaryota; Oomycota; Saprolegniomycetes; Saprolegniales; Verrucalvaceae.